ACAGCACAGCAAACACUCAUAUAAUAAAAGGAAAGAGCAGGCAAAGAUUUCUUCGAAGAAGAGCCGGUGGAUAAUUUUUCCACAGAUUUUACAUAGAGCAACUAAUGGACAACCUGACAUUCACAAAUGACUUUCUCCUCGUGGAGGGAUUGAAAGUUACAUAUCCAUCUUCCUAUCCUAUUUUUAUCCUGCUUUUCUUGUUUUAUAUCUUUGCUAUGGGAUGUAACAUUGGACUAAUAAUUUUGAUAGCAACUGAGAAGAAGCUACAUCAUCCUAUGCAUUUUCUCUUCUGUAAUCUGCCAGUGAAUGAUAUAAUAGGCACCACUGUCAUUUUGCCGCGUUUAAUUUGUGACAUUUUUAAGCAGACCUCGGAGCGCUCUAUGACAUAUGUCGAGUGUGUUGUUCAAGCAUAUUUUGUGCACAUAUUUACAACAGCAAGCCACACUGCCCUAGUAACCAUGGCCUAUGACAGACAAGUGGCUAUAUGCAAUCCAUUACUGUACACAGCUGUAAUGACAGAUAAAAUGGUGGUUAAAUUGUCAGCAACGGCCUGGACACUACCGAUAAUUGUGGUGGCAGUUAUGAUAGGUCUCACUGUACGGUUGUCUCGCUGCAGAUCUAAAAUCGAAAACCCUUUCUGUGACAACGCCUCACUUUACAAGUUGUCAUGUGAAAAUGUUGCCAUUAAUAACAUUUUUGGAAUAGUUUAUUCUGUGGCAGCCCUCAUAAUAUCAGUAGCAUUGAUGGUUAUAGCAUAUGCUAGGAUUGUUACUGCUUGUAUAAUCAGUAAAAGCAAAGCACUCAACAGCAAAGCCAUCAAAACAUGUAGCAGUCACAUAGCUGUAUAUUUAAUAAUGUUUGUUUCUUGUGCCAUCAUGAUUUUUUUCCAUCGUUUUCCUGAGUAUUCUGAAAACAGGAAACUAGCUAGUAUAAUGUUUCAUAUCGUACCGCCAGGGCUAAAUCCUAUUGUGUAUGGCUUACAAACCAAAGAGAUAAGACAAAUAAUUGUUAAACGCUGGUGGAAAAAUGCAGUUGACAAAUUGUGACUUACUAUAAUUGUGCUUCAAAAAAAACUUCAAAAUAUAAGCUGAACAUUUUUACAGUAUAUGUACUUUGUACACCUUCCACUGUGGUUUUAAUUAUUUUGAUUAUAAUGUCCAUUUGGUUGCUUAAUAAAAAUUAUAUUUUACAUAAUCAUUUUCAUGUGCUUGUCAAUUUGAAACAUUGACAACCGGUAAGAGUCAGAUAGUUUAAUGCUUUUUAAACUUUUAAUAUUCUGUUAUAAUUUAAAAUAGAGCUCUAUUCUUUAAUAAUAAAAGGAUGAUGUCAAUGAAUACUUUGUCUAGCGCAUAACACUGCCUGCAUUUUUCCCAGUGCAUCCUUCUGUACUCACUUCCUGAUCAAAUUUGGGGUUGCAUGGCGGCUCAGUUCUUCAGCAGGUUCAAGUUCCAAUUGGGCCAGGAAUUUGCAAAUUAUAUGCUUUGCCUCUGCUAAAUGCUUUGCUUUAUGUGUUUUGUCUAUGUAGAAGUUUCACAAAAAAAAAUCUAUAAACAUAUUUAGAAUACUGACAACAUUAAUGUAAUCAGUGUCUUCAAAAUUCACAAUAGGAUAAAGGUUAUUAUUUUUAUUUUGAUGGUCCCAUUAACAAAUUUGGGAGAUGUUACAUUGGAAUUUAACUACGAGCCAACUAAUACUCAUUGAAGACUGUAAGUUUGAGGUUAGGAUUAAUGUAAGUUGGGGUUAAUGUCUGUUGGUUUUCACUAAUAAGAAUUAGUUGGCAUGUAGUUGCAAUGCAAUGUACAGUCAACGAAAUGUGCAAAAGGAAGCAUAAAAAUAAAGUAAUAGUAAACAAA
Molecule: messenger RNA, 1853 nt
Organism: Danio rerio (zebrafish)
Lineage: Eukaryota; Metazoa; Chordata; Actinopteri; Cypriniformes; Danionidae
Source: RefSeq, a predicted model, not a curated record